UGCAAAUCAGUGAAGUAUUCCUUUAAGUCUUUACCUUGAAGUAAUUCUUGCAAGAUUAAAGCAAUUUACAACUCUUGUAUGAAAAUAUAGAAGAUGAAUAUGAUUUCCCAGAUAUUCCAAAUUUAAAUAUGCUAAAUGUUAAAAACCUCUAGAUAAUUAUUAAUACAAAUAUGGCUAAGCUGCAUAAUACUUGACCUACAUUCACUGUGUUCCUUUAAGUGUCUCUCAGCCCUUGAGAAGUGAUUUACAAGCACAGAUGAGCGUGAGCGUGACUUCAACACACCACCUUUCACUGCAGACUUGCUCUUGAUCUCCACCCCCUGAACGUCACAUCUGUGCAGCUCAGCUGUCAAAGACCAUUCAUUCUCUGCUUCACUCUGGACUGACAGCAAACGAUAAAACCUCGCAAUUGCGGCGGCGCCUGAACGCAGCGCAAGGAUCCUGACAUUCGGACUGAGCAGUACAUAUAUAUUUUUUUAAAAAUAAAGAAAUAAAAGAGAAGAGUGUGAGUGGCCUGGUGUCACACAUGGCUCCGUGGGCGGUAUGGCUCCUGUUGGCGCUGUCCGCUGUCCUGGACGUGCGCUCCUGCUGCGCUCAUGCGUGUCCAGCCAUCUGCCGCUGCAGCGCAGACACUUUCCAGUGCAGCAGAGAGACUCAGCUGGCCUCCAGGACCCAGCCUGCAGCCGUGUCUCGACUAAGGCUGAUUCAUCUGACCUUGGAAGAAGUGCCCACUCAUGCUUUCAGAGAGCUGAUUAACAUCACCAGAAUCGAGAUUUCCCAGAGUGUCUACAUCACAAAGAUACGGAGACAUGCCUUCCUCUCCCUCCACAGCCUGACACAAGUGUCAGUGCAGAACAUCAAGAGUCUGACGACGAUUGAAAUGGGGGCCUUCACUGAUCUGCCUAUGCUGGAACAUCUGAGCAUCUCCAACACGGGGUUGAUAAACUUCCCAGACUUCACUUCUAUCUUUUCCUUGGCAUUGAAUGUUUUUAUAGAAAUGGUAGACAACAUGGGGAUUGACUUCAUUCCUGCCAAUUCUUUCCAGGGUAUCACAGAGGAGUCUGUUGACCUGAACCUGGUUAGAAACGGCUUCAAGGAAAUAAAAUCACAUGCCUUCAAUGGAACCAAGCUCAGCACAUUAGUGUUUAGAGAAAACAGGCAUCUCAGUCAGAUUGAAGACGACGCUUUUGAGGGAGCCACGGGUCCCAGCUUUCUGGAUGUUUCCUACACAGCUCUGAGUUCCCUCCCAGCUAAAGGGUUGAGUCAGGUGAGGUCCCUGAAAGCCACCUCUGUCUUCGCUCUGAAGAGCCUCCCUCCCAUGGAGAACCUGGCUGAACUGCAGGAGGCUGAGCUCACGUACCCGAGCCACUGCUGUGCCUUCCAGACUUGGCGUCAGAAGGAAAAGAUUAGCGCCUCAAAGAACUUGACUACCACGUGUGACUUCAUUAAAUCACAAAUGGAGACCACAACUGAUGUCGUGGAUCUUAUGGAUGACAUCAACUUUGAGUAUCCAGACCUGCAGCUUGAAUGCUUUAACAACCCGAUCAUCAAGUGCACCCCAAAGCCAGACGCUUUUAACCCCUGUGAAGACCUGCUGGGGUUUCCCCUCCUGCGCUGUCUCACCUGGAUCAUUACCAUUUUCGCAGUGUUAGGUAACGUGGCCGUCCUGAUUAUGCUGCUAAUUAGCCACCACAAACUCACCGUCUCCAGAUUUCUCAUGUGUAACCUGGCUUUCGCCGACCUGUGCAUGGGGCUCUACCUGAUGCUCAUCGCCUUUAUGGAUCACUACUCCCAUCAGCAGUACUACAACCACGCCACAGACUGGCAGACGGGGCCCGGCUGUGGCAUCUCGGGGUUUUUAACCGUGUUUGCCAGUGAGCUGUCAGUGUAUACACUAACCGUAAUUAGUGUUGAACGCUGGCACACCAUCACCAACGCCAUGCAUGUCAACAAGAGGCUGCGUAUGCGCCAUGUCAUGGCCAUUAUGGGGGCAGGUUGGGGUUUGUCUCUGCUGGUCGGCAUUCUCCCACUGGUGGGCGUCAGCAGCUACAGCAAAGUGAGCAUCUGUCUGCCCAUGGACAUCGACACGCUGGCCUCGCAGGUGUAUGUGGUGACUAUGCUCAUGCUCAACGUCGUGGCCUUCAUUAUCGUCUGCUACUGUUACAUAUGCAUAUAUUUAAGCGUCCACAAUCCCGAACACUCAACUCGUCACGGAGACACAAAGAUCGCCAAACGCAUGGCUGUGCUCAUUUUCACCGACUUCGUGUGCAUGGCGCCGAUCUCCUUCUUCGCCAUCUCUGCGGCCCUGCGUAUGCCCCUCAUCACCGUGUCUCACUCCAAGAUCCUCCUCAUCCUCUUUUAUCCCAUCAACUCCCUGUGCAACCCUUUCCUCUACACAAUCUUCACACGGGCUUUCAGGAAGGACGUGUGUCUGCUCCUGAGUCGCUGCGGCCGCUGCCACGCCAGCAGAUUUCUACAGGUCACAGACCGCGGCGUCACACCUCACCAGUAACCAGAAGAUGACAUCCUCCAGAAAACCUCGCUCCCCUAGUGUUUAUGCUUAUCACAUUA
Molecule: messenger RNA, 2571 nt
Organism: Solea senegalensis (Senegalese sole)
Lineage: Eukaryota; Metazoa; Chordata; Actinopteri; Pleuronectiformes; Soleidae
Product: lutropin-choriogonadotropic hormone receptor-like
Biological process (GO): male gonad development; follicle-stimulating hormone signaling pathway
Cellular component (GO): membrane
Molecular function (GO): thyroid-stimulating hormone receptor activity; follicle-stimulating hormone receptor activity
Source: RefSeq, a predicted model, not a curated record